GUUGGAGACUGGAAGCAAGGAAUUAAUAAAUAAAAAAGUUCUUGUCAGUUUGUAAUUGCUUUUAUUUUAUUAUUUUUGUUUUUACCGCGUUCUCAUGGACCAACUAAGCUCGACGUUAGCUGAAUCUUUUCGGAUUUCCUCCAUUCCAAAUGACACAGCUUGCCCUCAUCCGAGAUUAUCCGAGUACAAAAUGAAGCCAAGUAACAUUCCAGACCAGGAAACACGAAGGAAACGCAUUCUUGAGGACCAAAAAAGCCGCCGCAGUGAUAAGAUAAACCAUGCAAGAAGCUUGGUGGAAGUUGAUGAAUGGGAAAUGGAAGUUGAAGUCACGGAAGUUCAGAAAAAAGUACGGAAAAAACGAAACAAUCCUUUCAAGAACCAGCUUAUGAUGUCAGAAUGGUUGGUCGAUCUUCCUCCUAAAUUUUCGGAUGAUUGGAUCAUGGUGAUUUCACCAAUUGGAAAAAGAUGUUUGAUUGUUGCUUCAAGGGGGAGGACCACCAGUUACACGAAAAGUGGUUACAAUCUGAAAAGAUUUCAGUCGCUCUUGCCAGGUGGUGGAUGUGAUUCAGUGAAAUCAUCAGAUUACACUGUUCUGGAUUGCAUUUACAGUGAGCUGACGAGAACGUUUUACAUUCUUGAUCUAAUGUGCUGGAAGGGCCAUCCAGUUUAUGACAGCGAGACAGAAUUUCGUUUUUAUUGGAUAACAGCAAAACUCGAAGAAUGUCUGGGAAUAGCAGAAGAAAGUAGCCAUAAUCAAUUUAAAUUUGUUGCCGCCGAGACAUUUCCAUGCGACAAUUCGUCGAUAUUCGAUGCACUGACCAUAGAAAGAAAACACGAGAUAGACGGAGUGCUAUUUUACCAUAAACAAGCCCAUUAUCAUCCGGGAAACACUCCGCUUGUCGGUUGGCUUAAAGUCUACAUGAUCCCGGAGAUCAUCGGUGCCGAUGUGCCCUCGAGAUUUUUACAAAACAUUCCGAAAGUUCAUAAGCUCACGUUGGCUAAAGAGAACGAGAAAUUUCGCGAGAAAGCGAAUCGAAGACUCGAAGGUUUAGGAAAAGGAGAUACGAGAGUGAAAGAAGACGAUAAUCACGAAGAAGAAAUGCAGUAAAACCACGUUGUGAGGCAUAACAUCUUGGUUGUAAAGAGAUGACAAUGACUUCAUGUUGGAAUGAAGUCGAGAAGGAUGACAUAUGAAAAGUUGCCAACAUAUUACAUCUUCAAGGUUUCUAUUGGAAAAGAUGGAGUUGUAGCUUGAAGACUAACCGAUCUCAUUCCUGUCACACUAGAGACGUUGACGAUGCAACCUUAAAGAAAUUUAUUAUAUGUGAAGUUAGAGAGGGAAUAGUGAAGUGUUUUUAGAGAGGGGUCUAAGCAUCAAAUUCUGACAAAUUGAGCAUGGUUUAGGUGUAGUUCCCCAAACCCCUCCAAUUACCACCACCCUGGUUUGGAGCAUUUCUUCACACCAAGUAUAUUUGCAUGUAAAGAAAAGAUAUUGAUAAAGAACUUUUAUAUAGUUUAUAUUUGUUUGACAUUUUAUCAGUGUGAAACAAUUUCAUUUGAUACCUUUACUUUUGAUGAGAUGUGGCACACAAAGUUGAGUUAUAUGGUAAACUGACCUGAAAAUUUCACUACAGUUAAUCAAAGAACAUUGAACAAAUGUACACUGAAAAAAUUUGCAUGAAAAGCAAA
Messenger RNA from Xenia sp. Carnegie-2017, 1689 nucleotides. RefSeq names its product snurportin-1-like. Lineage: Eukaryota; Metazoa; Cnidaria; Anthozoa; Malacalcyonacea; Xeniidae. The coding region runs from base 95 to 1108 and encodes 337 amino acids. The record is from RefSeq and is a predicted model, not a curated record. Gene Ontology annotation, biological process: protein import into nucleus; snRNA import into nucleus. The transcript is spliced from 10 exons. Gene Ontology annotation, molecular function: nuclear import signal receptor activity; protein binding. Gene Ontology annotation, cellular component: cytoplasm; nucleus.